UUCAGAGCUUCCAGGAAGUAUCAAGAGUAAAACUCAGUUGACAGAGAGAGCUGCAGUUCAGAGGUGCGUGGGGAUGUGACGGACAGCAGGCAGCUCCUGCAGACUCCACCGCUACUCUCCAUCAUGAUCAACACUUACCACACCAGCGUGGCCCCACCGCCGGUGCCUCCACGCCACAGCGGGUCCCAGACCCUCCUCAUCCCCGGUCCACAUCCAUCACCGAGCCACAGCAAGACUCUCAUCCGAUUCCUGGUCGGCGUGGCGGUGCUGCAUUUGCUGCUGUCUGUCGGAGGAUUCAUCUAUCUGUACCACUAUGAAAAAACGGAGAGAUUUUACGCAGCUGAAGGAAAAGCUUCACUUCUAACAUCAGAUAAACAGGACACUUCCUACAGAGCCUUUGCGCAUUUGGGGGUUGACCGGACAACUGCAAAGACGCCUAAAUCUGGUUAUCUCCAGUGGGACAUGAGUAACUCAGCUCGCAAGAACAUCAACUACUCCUACAGCAGCUGGCUGACGGUGCUGCAGGCCGGGGACUACUACGUCUACUCCAGGGUGACCUUCUCCAAGAGCCACCCCGUCAGCCCCCUGUUCAGCCAAGUCAAGCUGAAGAAGAGCGAGAAGGAGGAGGAUGAGAUCUUAAUGCAGGCCUACUGCAACCUGGGCAGCCCCACUGUGAAUGGGUCUAAGCCUCGGCAGUGCACGGCCACGCAGGGGAGGGUGGUCACGCUGGAGGAGGGAAACCAGCUCGGGGUCUGGAUAGAGAACCUUUCCUAUGUGGACUACGAUGGAACAGCCACAGCGUUUGGGAUGUACAGACUGUAGGAGCGUCCGGAGGAGCGUGGACACGGACCUGAGAUGAACUCAUUCAGUGGAUGGACCUGGAUAUAAAUCUACUGAGAACACUGCUGAAUACUGAGGGUUGAUGAACUCUGAUGACAGAGGAACAUUCCUCAACUAUAAUUUAUACAUAAUCCUUCUGUAUUUAUUCAAUUAAAUGAAGUUAAUAUUACCCUGAUAUGAUUUAUUUUUUUCUAUAUUUAAUCUUAAGCGUCCCUUCUUAUCUCAUCAGUUUAUCGCGCGUGUGCUCAACUCAGGAGUGAAUUCAAAGUAAAGGAGAUACCGAUCAUCUCAGUGAUGUGGUCGCCCACCCGUCGAGACGGAUCUGCCGGUCGAUCCCACAGUCUUCACCAUGGACCCCCGAAAUCUCUAGAAUCAGUGGCUGUGGUUUCGCCACAGCUGCUAGUUGAUCUACUGCAAGUCGGUUUGUGUACUAAAGCAAAUCCUAGUAUACUACGGUAUGAAGACGCACAUCUUCCGGUCUCUCGAUAACAAUCUAAGCCCCGUUAGAACCUUAGAACAGAUGAAUGGACUCGGAAAGUGAAACGCUUUUAGUUUGAAACGGGUUCGGGAAGGUGUUGUAAAUACGCUUGCGUCAUAGACAGAUACACAUUGUGUUUUACAAGAGGAAUAACCAGACAAAAUGAUCUUUCAUUCGAGUUUUAAUUGUUUAUCUGUUGACUUUUUUUUUUUUUUACGAACACAAGUGGCUGCAACACUUUAUGUAUGCGUAUCAAAAUAAAACCACCCCAGUGUUUAAAACCAUUUUUUGGUUUGUUUAACAAGGAGACUUUAUUGUGAAAUAUUUGCAGGAGCAGAAUACGGACGGCUGUAUAGUAUUUGUAUUUAUUUGAGAACAGGGAACUACUUUCACAAAAGUAAAUAGUCACAUUUAUGGCCUUGUAAAAAACAUUGUGCUGCAGUGUUGAACUGAGGCUAAAUACUGUGCACUGAACAGAUUCUGUAAAUAUGAAUUGAUAUUAAUGUGACUAUUGUUCAUUGAAUAGAUAAAGCUGCAUAACCGCCUUUCGUUGUGUAUAUGUAUGCUCGUACACUCAGCCUUUAACAGAGAAUGCUAAAAUAAUAAAUAUGACCCUCCUGAGUGGGUUUCUUGAAUUGGA
Molecule: messenger RNA, 1958 nt
Organism: Pleuronectes platessa (European plaice)
Lineage: Eukaryota; Metazoa; Chordata; Actinopteri; Pleuronectiformes; Pleuronectidae
Gene: cd40lg
Product: CD40 ligand
Exons: 4
Coding region: 124-822 (232 amino acids)
Biological process (GO): immune response
Cellular component (GO): membrane
Molecular function (GO): tumor necrosis factor receptor binding
Source: RefSeq, a predicted model, not a curated record